AUGCCGGCCUACGCUGAUGUAAACAGCAACCACCAACACUCCACGCCGCUCAUCAAUGGUCUCAACGGCACCGGUUCGGAUCUGCCCGACUGUGUCAAGUAUGCAAAAUACCAAGGUGACAUCUGUAUCACUGGCAUGUCCGGCCGAAGCGGCCAGGCAAGAACACUUGACGAAUUGAAAAAGCUGCUCUGGGAAAAAAAGGACGGCUUCACAACAAAAGCCCUGAGAUUUGAUAUUGACAAGUAUGGCACUCAAAAACGACAUGCCUAUAUUGAUGAUGCCGAGUAUUUCGACUCCGACUACUUCGGCAUUGCACCUAAGAAUGCAGAGUUCCUGGACCCCAACAUCCGUUUGUCUAUGGAAGCAGCAUACGAAGCCACUGUAGAUGCGGGAUACUCAAUGCAGGAAAUACGCGGCAGCAACACAGGUGUGUAUGUGUCCUGUGUGGCCUAUGACGCCAACUGCUACUGGCUCAGCAAAGGCCUGGAAGUCAUCGGAGAGGCUAAGAAAGGAAUUGGAGUGGUCAACAACUUCAGAGCCUCCAGAAUCUCCUAUGCCAUGGACCUUAGAGGUCCCAGUGUCUGUGUAGAUACAGCUUGCUCCGGAUAUCUGGCUGCCAUAGAGGCUGCUAUGAAGGACAUGCGCUUGGGCAUUAUCGACAGCGCUAUUGUGGCUGGUUGCCAACUGCACUGCAACCCCAUGUCGUCUCUGCUGUUUAUGGAGCUUGGCGCAGCUGGUCCAGAUGCGAAGUGCUACACCUUUGAUGAGAGAGGACAGCAACAGAAGAAGAGAACCACAAGUCUUUAA
Aplysia californica (California sea hare) is the source of this 807-nucleotide messenger RNA. Its product is annotated as fatty acid synthase. The transcript has 6 exons. The coding region runs from base 1 to 807 and encodes 268 amino acids. NCBI's taxonomy places the organism in Eukaryota, Metazoa, Mollusca, Gastropoda, Aplysiida, Aplysiidae. The record is from RefSeq and is a predicted model, not a curated record. Gene Ontology annotation, biological process: fatty acid biosynthetic process. Gene Ontology annotation, molecular function: fatty acid synthase activity.